This is a messenger RNA of Clonostachys rhizophaga, 1095 nucleotides long. NCBI's taxonomy places the organism in Eukaryota, Fungi, Ascomycota, Sordariomycetes, Hypocreales, Bionectriaceae. The record is from the annotation of a GenBank genome assembly.
AUGCCUGGAACCGAUCUGGCCCCGCAGGUCACGGAUGAUGUGAGAGUCCUCGGACAGGAUCCUCUCAUCCCUCCGGCCCUGUUGACCUCCGAGAUCCCCCUGCCCAAGGAAGCGCUCGACACUGUCGUCCAGGGCCGAGUCGACGCCGCUAAGAUCAUCACUGCCCGCAAUGACCGACUCUUAGUUGUGGUCGGCCCAUGCUCCAUCCACGACCCUGCUGCAGCCCUUGAGUACGCUGGCCGACUCAAGGAGCUUUCGAAUAAGCUCUCCAACGACCUCUGCAUCGUCAUGCGUGCCUACCUGGAGAAGCCUCGUACCACCGUGGGCUGGAAGGGUCUGAUCAACGACCCCGAUAUCGACCAGUCCUUCCACAUCAACAAGGGUCUGCGCGUGUCGAGAAAAAUGUUCGUCGACUUGACCUCUCUUGGCAUGCCCAUUGCCAGCGAGAUGCUCGAUACCAUCUCCCCCCAGUUCCUCGCCGACUGCAUCUCCGUGGGUGCCAUUGGUGCCCGAACAACCGAGUCACAGCUUCACCGAGAGCUCGCCUCUGGUCUUUCCUUCCCUGUCGGGUUCAAGAACGGAACCGAUGGAAAUCUCGGCGUGGCUAUUGAUGCCAUUGGUGCUGCCGCAUCCCAGCACCACUUCAUGGGUGUUACCAAGCAGGGUCUCGCUGCCAUCACUCGUACGAAGGGUAACGAGCACGGCUUCGUUAUCCUCCGUGGUGGAACCAAGGGCCCCAACUACGACAAGGAGAGCGUCCAGGCCGCCAAGAAGGUCCUGACUGACAAGGGCCAGAAGCAGGCCAUCAUGAUUGACUGCUCUCACGGUAACUCCCUGAAGAACCACAAGAACCAGCCCAAGGUGGCCAAGGUUGUUGGUGACCAGCUUCGCGAGGGUGAGACCUCCAUCGUGGGAGUCAUGAUCGAAUCCAACAUCAACGAAGGUAACCAGAAGGUCCCCAGCGAAGGACCUGCUGCUUUGAAGACCGGCGUCAGUAUCACUGACGCCUGUAUCAACUGGGAGGACACCGUCACUGUUCUGGAGGAUCUUGCCGAGGCCGUGCGGGUUCGUCGUGAGGUCAUCGCCUCCAAGUAA